UCAUCCAUUAAGAGGCAGUACUGACCUCAUAGGAUCGGUGACUGCAUGACAUCAUUUUAUGUUGUACCUAACAGUGCUUGCCAGCUGGUAGGUAUAUAGUAAGUGAAUCCGAGUUUUCAGUCACAUCUGGUGUCAUUAACAUUGGUCAUUCUUUGGCCUAUUUAUUGUUUUUAGGAGAUUGUUAACUUGUCUACUAAGGUUGGGUGUUCUUUUUGAUUUUGUUGGGGUUUUUUCCCUUCAAAUUAACCACAGACUCAGCUCACAGUUUAAGCACUAUUAUCCUGUUGCCUUCUCUCUUCUCUCUCCCUGUUCACCUGACUGGGAUAAUUAUUAUGCUUUUGGCUUGGAAACUGGCUUCAAGGUUUAAGAAACUGUCAUGUCUAGUUAUCAAUUAUUUUAUCCUGUCUCUCUUAUUUAAAGAAGCUGUAGAGAAUUGAACUUUUAAUCUACUAAGAUUAUGUUUCAUUUAUUUGAAGAAAUGAUCUGCUUGUGCUACCUUUAGAGUCCCGUAUGGUAAUGCACUGUUGUACGUACUUGUAUGCUGUUAGGUUAGGUCACAGAGCUGCUUCUGUAGUGGGCUGGAAGACCCACCAGACCGCCUGUCACUGUUAAUCUGACGUGUAGCUACAGAGAGCUACACUGAACAUUGUUAUUCUUGCAGAUAGCUAUUAUCUUAAUUUUCCAGUUUGAAUGAGCACCCUCCCCCAAGCAAGAAAAGGCUCGGUCUCUUAAGGGGUCAGUUUGUAAUAGGCUACUGUGAACAAUAGUGAGGGGCAAGCAAUAUCCAGUAUAGAACCUUUACCCUUUAUGGUUCUUAAAGUUGAAAGUUCAUUCAUUGAAUCCUUAGGUCAUUUUAUAGUACCUCACAAAUUUCAGGAAGUGCCUUAUUGGGAGAAUGCAGGAUGCUUAAAAAAAGAAUGAAAGAAAAAAGUUACCAUGAAUCCCUAAACUAAGGGUAGUUCUUCAAAUACUAUAAUCGAAGAAAGCAAAGCCUUGGAGUACUGCCUGGACAAAUGAUGUAGAUUUACUCUUAAGGAAAUGCUGAAUUUUUUUGUCAUUUAAAAGGAGAAUACAAUUUGAUGGCUAGUCUAAAGAUACGAUAUAGUCAUAACUGCUCCCUUUUUUUGAAGAUGAUUCUUAGAAGGUAAAGCUGCCAGGAUUUGGGGCAGAGUAAGGGAUUAGCAUCCACACUCUGGCCCCAACCUACUUGUGCCCUCUGCUGGAUGGAAUCACACUCCUAAUUUUCAUGAAUCCUUGUCAUCCAUUCGUUCCAUUCUACUCCAGAGUUGGUGCAAGGUUAUUGUUCGAGAUGAGGAUUAAAAGCAGUGCAUAUGUGUAGAACCUGGGUUUUUAUCUUUUUCUACCUUCUUUCCUUCCUUCCUUCUUGUCAGCAUUAUGGUGUGUUGGUCCACUAAGAUAACAUUUCUUCCAUAGGAUUUGCCUUUCUGCUGUUACGGUUAAAUCAUUAGGCUAAGCAUAGUGGGUUUUGCCUGUAAUCCCAGCACCUGGAAAGCUGUGGUAGAAGGAUUGCUGUGAGUUUGAAGCCAGCGUGGACUACGUAUUGAAAUCAAGGCAAUGGCUUACUACCUCAACUCACAAACCCACGUGGAUCCAGGGCCCAUCUAUGUUCGAGAAAAUGGGCAGCUGCACAUGGUCAAUCUGGCACUGGAUGGUGUUAAGAACAGCCUGCAGAAGCCGCGGCCUUUCAGACUCUUUCCCAAAGGCUUUUCUGUGGAACUGUGCAUGAACAGGGAAGACACUGCACAGAAAGAGAAGACUGAUCACUUCAUCUUCACAUACACCCGGGAGGGGAAUCUACGCUACUCUGCCAAAUCCCUCUUCAGCCUCGUGUUGGGCUUCAUCUCCGACAAUGUUGAUCACAUUGAUUCCCUUAUUGGCUUUCCUGAGCAGAUUGCUGAAAAGCUAUUUUCUGCUGCUGAAGCCAGACAGAAAUUCACAGAGCCAGGUGCAGGGCUCAGGGCUUUACAGAAGUUCACUGAGGCCUAUGGGAGUCUGGUGCUUUGCUCGCUGUGCUUAAGAAACAGGUAUUUGGUGAUUGCAGAAAAACUUGAAGAGAUUAAGUCUUUCCGGGAGCUGACCCGCCUGGAUCUUUCAUGUUGCAAGCUUGGAGAUGAGCAUGAACUUCUGGAACAUCUCACCAAUGAGGCCCUGUCUAGUGUAACUCAGCUCCACUUGAAGGAUAAUUGCUUAUCUGAUGCCGGCAUUCGGAAAAUGACAGCACCAGUAAGAGUGAUGAAAAGAGGCCUUGAGAAUCUAACGCUCUUAGACUUGUCUUGUAACCCUGAGAUCACAGAUGCUGGCAUUGGAUACCUAUUUUCUUUUAGAAAAUUAAACUGCUUAGAUAUCUCUGGAACAGGGCUAAAGGAUAUCAAAGCCGUCAAGGACAAGCUCCAGACACACAUAGGCCUUGUUCACUCCAAAGUGCCUUUGAAGGAAUUUGAUCAUAGUAACUGCAAAACAGAGGGCUGGGCUGACCAGAUCGUUCUGCAGUGGGAGCGAGUGAGCGUGGAAGCUGUGCGACAGCGGAAAGAUGCAGAGCCUCGGAAGGCCGCUCAGUACUUCUAUCAGAAACGAGCUCUCUCGGAAGCCUCAAGGAAAUGUCCCCUGGCAGACACCCACAUGAACUCUUCUGGAAAACUCCAGUUCUAUAGAGAGAAGGCUCCGGACUGCCAUGGGCCGCUGUUGAGCCAAGAAUCAAAGAAGAGCAAGAAGAGAGCUUUCGAGGAGUCGGAGCAGGAGCAGAGCGCGCCGCCACAGUCGGCCAAGCAGAAGUGUGUGUGUCUGGCCGUGGAAGACUGGGACUUGCUGAACUCGUACUGACGGACACAGUCAGCCUUCCGCUCAUCUCAGCACAUGAGGGCAGAGACUGCUGGUGGUUUUCUUCUGGUUUGGAUUUGCUUAUGGCAUUAGCAUAGCAAGCAGAUAUUUCUACUUUUGUGGUGGGGGAGGGGGCUGCUAUGGACGUCUGUAAUAAUUUCUAAUGUAUAUUUUCAAUACAUAGUAAUUUUUUCAAAUAAACUCUUUUGCUCUCGUUGA
Peromyscus leucopus (white-footed mouse) is the source of this 3057-nucleotide messenger RNA. It is a transcript of the gene Lrrc42, whose product is annotated as leucine rich repeat containing 42. The transcript is spliced from 8 exons. Lineage: Eukaryota; Metazoa; Chordata; Mammalia; Rodentia; Cricetidae. The record is from RefSeq and is a predicted model, not a curated record. The coding region runs from base 1576 to 2841 and encodes 421 amino acids. Gene Ontology annotation, molecular function: protein binding.